Drosophila subobscura is the source of this 406-nucleotide messenger RNA. RefSeq lists its product as uncharacterized. Bases 1 to 330 code for a protein of 109 amino acids. The transcript has 6 exons. Lineage: Eukaryota; Metazoa; Arthropoda; Insecta; Diptera; Drosophilidae. The record is from RefSeq and is a predicted model, not a curated record.
AUGGGGCGAAGGACGGAGGGAAGACGAACAGCCGCCGCCUGUACACUGAAAUCCAUUAGAUACCAGGGGAUACACGGCCCUGAUCUGAUUGCGAUUGCUCCAUCCUGCCGACAAGCGAGAACCGUGAACCGAGAACCGACUGCCACUGCAGGACACUCGGCAUCGCAGCACGGUCCGGUGGAUUCCACGUGGGCCACUGCCUCAGCCACUGGAGACUGGCCACUGGCAAAGAAUCUUCCAAUCGAUUUGGUUUCAGAAUUGCACCACAAAAUUGCAUCUUCUGCUGCGAUAUGGCAACAGGGACACAUCAAUUCGAAUGCUCCACACUGAUUGAGACAGGCUGAGAGUGAGAGAGAGAAGCGAAGGAAGAGUCAGAGACAGAUUUAGCCCCAUAGAAAGAGCGAAA